Nerophis lumbriciformis (worm pipefish) is the source of this 820-nucleotide messenger RNA. RefSeq names its product mitochondrial ribosomal protein S12 (gene mrps12). Gene Ontology annotation, biological process: translation. The record is from RefSeq and is a predicted model, not a curated record. Gene Ontology annotation, molecular function: structural constituent of ribosome. Lineage: Eukaryota; Metazoa; Chordata; Actinopteri; Syngnathiformes; Syngnathidae. Gene Ontology annotation, cellular component: small ribosomal subunit; ribosome.
CCAGAAGUACGUCUGUUGUGAAAGAAUACUUCCGGUGUCUUUGUCGCUAGCCCAACCUGUAAGAAGUCGACUGAGGAUAUUUAUGCUCACAAAAUGUCAUUAAAUUGUUGAGUUUGAGUGCGGGACGUGGGCUGCUUGUUGCUGUGGAUACGUGUGACAGUGUGGUCCUUGUUUGAGUCCCGUCAUCAGUGAUGUCGCUGUUACAAAGUGUAAGACCUGCUCUCACGACGCUUUUUCAAGUGUACCAGCACACCUGCGUGUGGACACGCCCCCUGCUCUCCCACACCAUGGCAACCCUCAACCAGAUGCACCGUGCAGGCAAACCCAAAGUGCGUCCCAAGACCCUCGGCGCCACCUUUGGGCGUCCGCAGUUGAAGGCGGUCAUCCUGAAGACCAUGAUCAGGAAACCCAAGAAGCCCAACUCCGCAAACAGGAAGUGCGCCCGCGUGCGUCUGUCCAAUGGCAAAGAGGCGGUGGCGUUCAUCCCAGGGGAGGGGCACAAUCUGCAGGAGCACAAUGUGGUCCUGGUGGAGGGGGGCCGCACGCAAGACCUUCCUGGCGUCAAGCUGACGGUGGUCCGGGGCAAGUACGACUGUGCCCACGUGAUCAAGAAGAAACAAUAGACGCUCUAAGUCUAAUCCAUUAUUAUUAUUUUAAUUAUUAUUCAGUGGGGCCACAGUGUGUCAAUCAAGGUGCUUCCCACCUUCUGCCCGUAUUUGGCCUCCCCUCAUUGGUCCAUUUAAAUAGUGCAUGGAACAUGAUGUCAAUAUUGGACCCAUGAGUUUGCGUACUAUUACAAUAAAAACUUGAAGAAUUUGUA